AUGGUAGAUUCAUCUUUAAUUUUUGCAGUAAUUAUGUCCUGGAUAGUUGAACAGGAAAAUGUUUAUGCUAAAUUAUUAGGUGAAUUGUUUACAAAUAACCAAAUACAAAGACCAAAAUUGUUUAACAAAUAAUAUUUCCUCAUUAAUUUUGGCAGGUGAUGAUGCUGAAAUUUGCGAGAUUGCGGCAGCAGAAGGAAAGAAUACCUUCCAAGUUUACAUCCUUCCUAGCAACAGCAUAACACCAGCUGCAUCAGCAGUCAACAAGUUGACUGUGAGGAGUGGGGUUCUCCACUAUGAUGGAAAACCAGUUUCCUCAACAUCUUAGCAGCAGGCCUAUCAGAUCUUCUUCAAUGGCUUGAAGCAAGACAACCGUGUUUGCUCAUGGCACACAAUGCGAAAGCUUUUGAUGCAAAACAUCUGGUGAAGGCAGUGACUUCAAGUGACCUGCUUCCCAAGUUCUCUCAGGUGGUACUUGGUUUUUCAGAUACCCUGCCAGCCUUCAGACAGCUGUUUCCUGAUAGAGCAUCCUGCAGCCAAGAACACCUAGCACAAGACCUCCUUGAGAAAACCUACAAUGCCCAUAGUGCAUUAGAUGACGUCCUCAUCCUACAAGAGCUGGCAUCCAAGUAUAUGACUGACAGCACACUGUUACAGCACAGCUUUACAACAUCAUGGGUGGAGACAUACACAGUGUUCCUUGGCCAGAAGAAACAAAAUCUCAAAACCCUACAGCCACUCAUCAGCUCAAAAGCAGUGUCGAAAGGAAUGGCGGAGAAAAUAGCAGCUUCUGGCUUGAGACUAAGCCACAUACAGCUAGCAUUUACAAGAGGU
Messenger RNA from Porites evermanni, 831 nucleotides. The record is from the annotation of a GenBank genome assembly. Lineage: Eukaryota; Metazoa; Cnidaria; Anthozoa; Scleractinia; Poritidae.